Messenger RNA from Schistosoma rodhaini, 4800 nucleotides. The record is from the annotation of a GenBank genome assembly. NCBI's taxonomy places the organism in Eukaryota, Metazoa, Platyhelminthes, Trematoda, Strigeidida, Schistosomatidae.
GGCUUUCGGUCAUGCAUCCGCACCAGAUCACGUUUCAACACGGCGUGGGACACAGCUCCUACGUUUCAUUAGCCAGCUUAUAGAAAAGGUCCUCGAUAUAUUGGUAACGAAUCAAAUAUAUCUUUCCUGCCUCUUCUCGUCUGACUUCUGAUUUCUAUCUGACUGGGAACGACCGAACAUAGAAGGUGCUACUGGUAUCCAGUUGUAAAACUAGAAUAUCCGUUGCAUCUUCAUGGUGAUCCAUUGCUACUACUCACGUAAGCCCGUUAAGCGAAAGCUUCUUCUACUCCGUCCACGAUCAUUUGAACCAUUUAAACAAAAUCUUCUUCUGUUCCGUCCAGAAUCAUUUAAAAGCCAUUUGAUGGAUAUUGGAUAGUAAAUGUGUGAGAUUUCAAGUCAAGGUCACUGAAAACCGUUUUGUGACUUAUAGGGUUAUUAGCCAGCUAUGUUUCGUUUGAAAUGUGCUUUUCAAGUAUAUGAUUGGGGUAAAAUUGGAGUAAACAGUGAGGUGUACAAGCUAUUGAGUCAAACCCAAGAGCUAGAUAACUUGAAGCCAUAUGCAGAGCUAUGGAUGGGGACUCAUGUUUCUGGACCGUCUUUCAUGAUGGAUAGUCCUUCAGUUUCUCUUGACGCUUAUAUUUCAAGAAAUCCACACUGUUUAGGUUCCACAGUGUGUGAAAGAUUUGGCAAGGCUUUACCUUUUCUGUUCAAAGUUCUUUCUGUGCGAAAGGCGUUAUCUAUCCAGGCUCAUCCAGACAAGGAGUAUGCUGCUAAGUUACAUGCUAAUAGACCUGACCUAUACAAAGAUGCUAAUCACAAACCGGAAAUAGCUAUCGCUUUAACACCUUUCGAGGCAAUGGUUGGUUUCAGACCACCCGAAGAAAUUGGUGCCUUUGCGAAACAUAUUCCAGAACUUCAUGCCAUUAUUGGUUCAGAUUUUACAAAUGGCUUGUUAAAUAUUUUCACAGUAGACAAAACGCUUACUUCUUCAUCAGUUAAAGCCGCCUAUUCUCGUUUAAUGAAUGCCGAUUCCAGUGUUGUCAGUAAUUUAGUGGAAGCUUUGAAAAGACGUCUGACUAAUGGUGAAAAGAUAAUUAUCCCACCUUUUAAAAAUUAUAUUCUUGAUACAGAAACUCUUGGUGAGGUAUUCAUUCGUUUAGCAACAGAUUACCCUGGAGAUGUUGGCUGUUUUAGUUUGUUCUUUUUUAAUUAUUUAAAACUCAGUCCAGGAGAAGCAAUUUUUCUUGAACCUAAUUUACCACAUGCUUAUUUAUCCGGUGAUUGUGUGGAAUGUAUGGCUUCUUCGGAUAAUGUAAUUCGUGCCGGUUUAACACCGAAAUUCAAAGAUGUGGAUCAUCUGCUUCGAAUUAUUCAAUAUGAACCUCGAUGGGGAUCAGCAUUGAAGUUUGUUGGUCAGACGAAAAAAAUUGUACCAAUCAAUUCAGAUAUGCAUACUAGUGAUGAUCAAGAAAAUAAACCAAUUGAAUAUGAUACAUCAGUUAUGUCUGAAAUCGUGACAUUUUCUCCUCCAGUUGAUGAUUUUGCUGUGGAUAAAAUCUCAAUAUCGGACAAGGAUAAAAUAGUUCAGUUUUCACCAUUGAAAUCUGCUAGCGUUUUGAUCAUUAUCCGUGGAAAAGGCACGUUACAGCGUUUACACUGGGAUACUUUAUCCACUUCUAACACAAAGCUAGACAAUGAUAGAUCAAAAUAUGUAGAUAAUUAUCCAAUGCCUCCCGCGUUUGUCUGUGAAUCUUUGUUGAGUAAGCACAUAGAAUCCUUAUGACUGUUGAAAACAAGAAAUGCCAUCAAUAUAUAGACAAUAAAGUGCAGUUUUUUCGACUGAGUGCUUAAGCUUCAAAUCUUCCAGGUUCCUCAUAAGUAUAUCAGCCGGAAUCGUAUCCAGGAGGCUACCCGUGGAGACUAUCAAUUAUGUGGUACAACAUACUACUGAACCGGUAGUGUGUAAUCUUGGUAUACAUGGACAUGAACUGUUUUAAUUAAUUAAAUGGGAAAAGAAUGAGUUCAGGAUAUUGACAUACAAUUUCAGCCGUUUCUUCCAGAGGGAAAAUUGUGAAGAGAUGAGACGUCGAAAGAUACCAUAAAUUUAACGAAAACAUUUAGCUGUCAAGCUUCUGUACAAAUGCGAAACUAUCCUUCAGACUGUAAGGAGCUAAUUUUUUUGCAGAUUGGUUCUAAACACCUUGUGAUCGAGGAGGCAAGUUUGUGGAAAGAUGGAUAACCAUUUCUGGUGAGUAGCUGUUGAAGUUGAAGUAGUUCGUCACUAGAAGAUAUUCGCCUGAUCCUUGACGAUAAAGAGUGCAUUAAGUUUAUCUUUCUACUCAAUGGGACCCAGCUACAGAAAUUCGUAUACUGACCAUUCCAGGUAGGUUUUCUAUUUUUUAUAGAUCUCCGUAAAAAACCGUCUGACCUUUUCGACGAGACAUCGAGAAAAUGAAAUUCCCUAUUGCUCUCAGCUUCCAAUGUGAAUUGAAUUGUAUAUGACAAUUAUUGAAUCGAUUCAAAAUUUCAUUGAUGUCCAUAUACUCUUCACAAAUAAUGAAGGUAUCAUCCAUAUAAUCUAUUAUAUAGGUGAAAUCUUCCAACUAUUGAUCAAAAUACAGUAUUUUUCAGCUUGGCCAUGAAACAAUCAGCCAACAGGGGCCUAGUGGUGAACCCAUCGCAACUCCCUCGGUUUGUCUAUAGAAAUCAUUAUUAAUUCUGAAUUGCACACUGAGAGUACAUCAUAGAAGUAGCUCAUUCAGAUAUUUUGGGAUGCAAAUAUCAAGGUUAUUUUUAAUAUAGUCACAUAAAAAAUGUAGUUUCUGGGAGUGAAAUAUUUGUAAAGAAAAAGUUAUAUCCAAUUAAAUUAUUCAUAUUGAUAUUUCUAAUUGAGUCGACAAAGUCAAAUGAAUAGAGUUGAAUCUACUGAUGUGAUUCCUGAUGGGUUGUAAAAUUUCAUCUAACCAUUUAGCAAUCAAAUGGUACGGAGAGUUGUUCAUAUCAAGUGUAGGACGUAGGGGAACAUUCUUAUGAACUUUCGGGAGUCCGUAUAGACUCAGUAUACUUGAACCUGAUGGCUUAAGAUGUUCAUAGAAGUCACAAUUGAUAAUAAACUCAUCUUCUUUAGGAUUUAGUUGACAUCUGUUCUAUUUUCUCGGUCGCAUCUUUUUGAAAGGUUUCUUUAGAGCGUCUGACAGCAUCAGAUAAUAUUGAGGAUAGAUUGGUGACAUAGUCAUGACGAUCCAUAAGGAUGAUUCCUGUACCCCUAUCUGGGCUACACAGCACUAAAUCCUGAUUUCUCAGAAGAUCGAAUAAUUGAGACUUAUGUUCUCUUGUGAGUAGCUAUUUAGUUGUAGGUAUUGUAUUUAAAUAUUGAUUACAGCAAUCUACAAGAGUUUUUCCGAAAUGUUCAUAACCCUUAUUAGAUACGGGAGUAAAGUCACCUGUCUGACGAAUGAGGCUUUCAUACACGGUUUUAGCGUCGCAUUCAUUAGUAUUAAUCGACGUACUACAGAAUUUAGGACCAAGUAAUAAUGCUUGUAGCCGAAUAAUCUGUAAUGUUAUACUAGAGUAAUUGACCUAUAUGUUUUUCUUUUUUUCUUCAUAUCUGUUAAGCGAACAAUUAACUUUCGUAAUGCUGAGCCGCCAAUUGUUUUAAACCUCUUAUUCUUCUCUGAUCCACUGAUUAUUACGCGACCUCAUUUGAUAUUAAGAGUCUUCAAUCACUUUAUCAUGCAAUCUUUUCUAUACUUCUAUAGACAUACAUUUGCUGUACGAUUAUACGAAUGUACAGCUUCAGUAAAUGAUUUCAUCCAAUAGAAAAUCUUGGCUGAAUUCUCUUCAUUUUUUUGGUGAAAUAUGAGAAAUAGUAACGAGAUUAUUGAAGCCCUUUGAGCUAGGUAUGAUAGAUAAACCAAUAAAAUCACUUCGAUGGAUCUUGUGCGAAACGAGGGAUGAAACAACAAAAGAAAAACCGAACAUAACCUACGAAAUAAACUUUUCCAAUUGCAAUAAACUAUAUCAGACAAAGAGCACACCCUCUUUAUUUCCGAUCGUAUUAACAUUAAAUAGCGGUCAAUCGCGAUAUCUUUGGUUAUAUAAAUGUAAAUAGACAAUUUCGGAAACAUAUUUGACUGGGAGAUUGUUGAAAUCUUGGAUAGAGAGAAUACUAGAAACACUAGAGAAUUUUUAGAAGCUUGACACUCAGUUCUAUCAACAACAUAUUAAAAUUGAUUCGAGUUAUCAACCAGUCAGAAAAAUCAUAGACAAAUGUAGAACCAAGAAUCAGGUCAGAGGGAGAUACAAUCAAAAUAAAGAGGUUGAUAAUGACAGGUUAGACCUCAACACCAACCCAUCAAGAUCGAGAUCGAAGGGGCACGCUUUUAGUCAUAAAUGUAGAAAGUCGAGUACUUAACUUCUACCUGAAGUUUGUGUUGAUGAUGUUGCUCAGAAUAACAGUGAAAGCUCCGUGACCAAAACAUCCUACUCAGAAAAUGAAACUUUACCAAAAUCAUUAACAUGAGCUACAAAUCUUUUAUAUCAUCUAAAAAUCAUGUGGAAAUAUAUUGAACUUAGUAUAUUCAUUCCUAAGUCACACAAAACAUUUUAAUUUGUAACCAUGUGGUGAAAUAUUCGACACUCUUGGAGGAUACAUUUUUUAUGAAUAAUGAUUAGAAAUCAGAGCAGCUAACUGAUGUGCUCUUAUAUAAAAUAUUUUCAAUUUUCAUUGACAAAUCUUUAACGGAUAAAGAAACAGGAUUCUAUUUUAUAACAAUAAUCCAUAUUAAAAAUGAGUUAACA